Molecule: messenger RNA, 1437 nt
Organism: Fonsecaea erecta
Lineage: Eukaryota; Fungi; Ascomycota; Eurotiomycetes; Chaetothyriales; Herpotrichiellaceae
Exons: 2
Coding region: 1-1437 (478 amino acids)
Source: RefSeq, a predicted model, not a curated record
AUGGCACCCUCGCGGCGUGGAACUUCACAUCGGGUCAGCAAACGACCAGCGGCCGUUGUUAAAGCAUCAAAAACCGCCAAACUCCCCGUCGCCCUGAGGUCGGAAUUGGAAGCAGUGGCCUUUGAGCCUGUAAUCCAUACGAAGAGUGUUAAGCAUGUCCCUAAGCGCAAAUGCGAUGCAGUGCAGGAUGACAGUGAGAGUGAGCCGGGUGGCGUCUAUGUCACCCGGAUCACUACAAAAAAGACCAAGUUGCAACAGCCGACGCCUCCUCCAAGCAAGUUCCAGAACGAAACAGAUUCCAUCGACACAGAGUUCUCGCCAACGAUGACCUUUCGGCAACUGUCUCUCGACGCCGAUAAGACCCAGGCGGCUCCGCAGGUGCUUCCUCCGGUUUUGCAGGACUUUGUGUCCUUACACGCAGCCUUCCUCAAGGCGUUCGCCCUUCACAUUGUUCACAAUGGCCAAUCUACUCCUGCAGAAUUAAGCAGCCUAUUAAGCUCAACCACUCGACUUUGGAAAAAACACGCUGUGACUGGGGAGGAUAUUCAACGAGUGUUGGCCAUCUACGAGCUGGACGUCUCAACACACUUCAGUGGUCGCCUCCUUAAGCAUCAAGAGGGCCCUUUCAAACUCACAAUGUCGGGCGCUGACUUCAUCCGUUAUAACGUCGAGUAUGUUGGUUGGGGUGAUAAGAGAUCUACCAGCUCUCGUUGGAACGAAUAUAACCUGCAAAAACUUUACGAGGCUGAAGUCGAGGCCUGCUGGAUAUCUCAGCGGAAUAACCCGACCUGUUGGAUCCAUGGCGCAAUUAGGAAUUUUCCUCGUCUGGACUUUCACGUCGGUAUCGAGACUCAAGUACGGAAAGCCAGAGCCGAGACGGUCCGAAUGGAGAUCCUAAGCCUAUCAUCCCACGCACAAAACCGUGCGGGAGCCCAGUUCUUGACACAUACGAGCAACAACUCUGAGGAUCAUGAAGCCAACAACUCACAGGCGGUGAAGGAUCGGACAUUGUCUCUUUUAGAUCGCGUCAGAGCCAAGGCACUUGUCAGUUCUGCCGGGACGUCUCAGAGUGCAGAAGCCUCUCUUCGUCGCUAUGCUAUCGGUCGCAUUGCAGAGGUGGUGGAGAUUCUCCGGAUGAAGCAACAACGGAAGCUAAGCGCCAAUUUCGUGUCAUACGUUCAUUCAAGCCCGAGCAAGGUUCGAGGCAAGGUGUCGUUUAGCAUGAACCAGUUGAUCAACGACAUCAAAAGCAGCCUGACCGCCCCUAUCGGGAGUGCAGAGCUCAGAAUGUGUAUUCAUAUACUUCAAGACGAAGUCCCAGGAAUGUGGGUGUCAGUCUAUACUGUCGGAACAGUCGAAAGCGUCAUUCUUAAUGGACCGGGCUUAAGUGGUAUCGAGGUUAAGAAGAUCCUUGAUCAGAAAGAAGAGGCGAGGUGA